AUGGAGGAGCAGCCAGCUUCAAAACGGCGCAGCGUCUUCAAGAGAGGUCAGAAGCAGGAGCUGUUUGAUGAUGGACAGGAGCCUGAUGAGCAGGCCGAGCUGCUGGGAAAGCUGGGAGAGCUGCACUCGGUGUGGGCCAUGGAGCGCACAGGGCGCGACUUGGCAGCCGCCAUCUGGCGACCCGAGCUGGGCCUGGCCGAGGUGGUGUUGCAGAAGGGCAAGCUGCUGGCGCACAUGGGGUUCAUGCGUGGCAGCAAGCUCUACCUGUUCAUCGAGGAAGCCGUCUACCUGCUGGACCGCGCCAACCUGCUGCUGUUCUUGCAUCAAGCGCACAGCGGCACCGACAGCAGUGGGCGGAGGUGGCAGCAGUCGCAGCAGCAGCGGCUGUUGUCGCUAGCCGAGGCGCAUGACCUGAUGCUGGCAACGGGGGUUAGCAUGGACCGCUACCUUGUCUUCUGCAAGCUGCUACGAGCCGGGUACAUUGUGCAGCGCCACCCCGCACGCUGGCUGCUGCGCCCGGGCGAGGGCCCCGUGCAGGCCUGGGCAGGGUGGGGCCAGGCCCCCGCCAUGGCCGCCGGCGGCAAGCAGCAGCAAGUUUGUGGGGCGCGCUCCGCGGUGGUGCAGCAGUGCCAGCAGCAGCAAGUCCAGCAGCAGCAGCCCUUGGCGGCAGCCCGAGCAGGCAGCACAGUUCCCACGCCCCCGGCGGCUCUGCCAGCUGGCCGCACCCCCAAGAGGCCCAAGGUGCAGCCUCAGCAGCAGCGCAGCGGCACAUGGUGGGUGGCUGGGCCAGCCAGCGUGCAGCAACAGCAACAAGGGCAACUGCAUGACGUGCACAGCAGUAGCGCCAACCCCUGGCUGCGGUGCCUGCCUGCCAACUUCCUAGACUCGCUGCCACGGUGCACGGUGCUACCGGAUGCGGCGCAGCGUGCCCGUGCCGCCUUCCCAUGCAUGGCGCCGCUGCAGGCGAUUCCGCUGGCUGAGCUGCAGCCACCAACAGGGCCUUCCGGUGGCCACCACCUGCUGCACUACGACGUGUUCAACUCCAACAGCAGGUUCAGCCGCAAGGCGCCUGGCAACCCCGCCUUUGUGGUGUCGGUGCUGCCUUGCACCGCGCUGCCCACACCACAGGACAUGUCAGCAGCCGAUGCAGCGGCCGACGGCGUGCCGGUACGUUUUUCCACGAUUGAGAAGGGUGACAUCUGCUACUAUGGGCUAGCACAUGUAGAGCUCCGCUCCAUUUUGCCAUCGUGA
Molecule: messenger RNA, 1251 nt
Organism: Chlorella variabilis
Lineage: Eukaryota; Viridiplantae; Chlorophyta; Trebouxiophyceae; Chlorellales; Chlorellaceae
Exons: 4
Coding region: 1-1251 (416 amino acids)
Biological process (GO): tRNA-type intron splice site recognition and cleavage
Cellular component (GO): tRNA-intron endonuclease complex
Source: RefSeq, a predicted model, not a curated record